ACAUCACUACUUCAUUUCCAUCCUCCAGAUCAUUUGGUUUGUGUUCACAGGGAACUUCAUUGUAAUGGCAAAGAGGAGGUCAUGGUUCGGUUGGAUAAAACGACUAUUCACCUGCGAGGCUAAAGCGAAAGCAGAGAAGUCAAGGAGAUUAAGAUGGGUGUUUAGAAGACUUAAACUAAGACAUCAGAUUUCAACUAGGGUGCAAGAGACAAGAACUUUGAACCAAGCAACAGAAGAUCAAAGAAAACAUGCCAUGAAUGUAGCCAUUGUCACGGCAGCAGCAGCUGAAGCAGCGGUUGCAGCCGCAAAGGCAGCUGCUGAGGUUGUCCGGAUGGCGGGAAACGCCUUCACAUCACAACAUUUUGUCAAGAAGCGUGAUACAAACUUAGCAGCUAUCAAGAUUCAGAGUGCCUUCAGGGCUUAUCUGGCGAGGAAAGCGUUGCGAGCACUUAAGGCUCUUGUAAAACUUCAAGCAAUUGUCCGUGGCCGAGCUGUUAGGCGAAGUGUUUCUACAUUGUUGAAGACUAAACCCUCCAACAAAGUUUCAGCAUCAAGUCUCAUCACUAGAACCACAGAAGGAAAACAUUGGUCCAAGAUCAAAGAAGAACUCAAGGUCAAGUGCAAUGGACAGAAGGUUUGGGACAGUAGCGCUCUCACGAAGGAAGACAUCAAAGCCAUAUGGUUAAGGAAGCAAGAAGGUGUGGUCAUGCGUGAGCGUAUGCUGAAAUACUCCAGGUCACAUCGGGAGAGAAGAAGUCCUCACAUGCUACUUGAGUCAUUACACACAAAGGAUAUGAGAAUGAGAAGCUGUCGGCUUGAACAUUGGGGUGAAUCCAAGUCUCUCAUUCCAAGCGAGAUCCUUGUACCGACAAAAGUAAAGCUGAGAACGUUGCAGAGACAAGACUCUAAUGAUGGACAAGAGUCUCCAUUUUCUUUCCCAAGGAGAUCUUUUAGCCGUCUUGAACAGAGUUUAUUAGAGGAUGAGAGCUGGCACCAAAGCUUUAAAGGCUUCCAGCCUUACAUGAGCGUGACAGAAUCUGCAAAGGAGAAGUUUAGAUCACUGAGCACACCAAGGCAACGCAUAGGGGUGAUGGAUACUUGGUUGGAUAAGAAGGAUGGGGAUAAAGUAUCUCUCUGGUCUUCCUUUGUCAGUGAAACUAGUAAGAUGAGCAGCUCUAAGAAGUCGUCUCUGGCACAUUCAUGACACUUUCUUUUUCUUUGUUCUGGUUCUCUUAUAUCAUGGGUUCUUUAUAGAUAUAUGCUUGUGAAGAGUGUUUUUUUUUUUCUGAUUGGUUGGUGUGUUUAUGUGUUCAUUUAUGUUCUUGAGGAUUUUGAAGUAACUUUUAUCAAUGUGAUUCUUUUGUUCAACUCACGAGAAAAAAAAACUGUUGGU
Molecule: messenger RNA, 1393 nt
Organism: Brassica oleracea var. oleracea
Lineage: Eukaryota; Viridiplantae; Streptophyta; Magnoliopsida; Brassicales; Brassicaceae
Product: protein IQ-DOMAIN 14-like
Exons: 5
Coding region: 65-1204 (379 amino acids)
Molecular function (GO): protein binding
Source: RefSeq, a predicted model, not a curated record